This is a messenger RNA of Closterium sp. NIES-65, 2568 nucleotides long. The record is from the annotation of a GenBank genome assembly. Lineage: Eukaryota; Viridiplantae; Streptophyta; Zygnematophyceae; Desmidiales; Closteriaceae.
AUGUCGGCGUCGCGCACAGCGCGGCGGGGCGGCGCGCGGCAGGAGGAGAGCUCGAGCCGGGAUGCUGGGGGUGGCAGGGGUGGCAGGCGGGGAAGGGGCGCGCGAGGGCGUGGGCAAGGCCGAAGCAGCAGCAGCAGCAGCGCGCGGGGCGCUGGUAGGGGCGGCAGGAUGGACGAUGACGGUCCGGUGACCGCGGAGCAGAUACUGCUGGGGGGGAAGGCGCUGGGAUUGGCGCUUGCGGGCAGAGGUCGGGGGAGAGGCGGAAGCGGAGGGAGGGCGCGGGGCACAAGGGGUGGGGGAAGGGGAGUGGCGGAGAAGAGAGGCAGGGGCAAUGAAGAUGAAGAGGAGGAGGAGGAGAGUGAGGAGGAAAACGAGGAUGAGGAGGAGGAGGAGGAGGAAAGCGAGGAUGAUGAUGAGGAUGAGGAGGAGGAGGAUGAGGAGGACGAGGAAGAGGAGGAAAAAGAGGAGGAGAAAGAGGAGGAGGAGGAGGAUGAGGAGGAAGAGGUGGAGGAGGAGGAGGAGGAGGAGGAGGAGGAUGAGGAGGAGGAGGAGGGAGAGGGGGAAGAAGAGGAAAAGGAGGAGGAGGAGGGGGAGGAGGACCAUGCCAAGAGAAAAAAGGGCAAGGAUGGCAAGACGGGGCGAGACGAGUGCGGUAUAAGGGAGGCGGCGGGGGAGCUGCAGGACGGGUGUGCGCGUGGCGUGCUUGGUGGUGAGAUGGCGUCGCGUGGCGAGCAUGAUGCUGCUGCUGAGGGGCCCGCUUCCGCCCGUGGGCGCGCAUUGGCAAGCGUAGGCGGGGAUGUGAAGAAGGGGGAUGGGCAUGGGGGGGGAGGCGCGGAGGAGGAGGAGGAGCACGAGGCGGAGACUGGAACAGCGGAAGUGAAGGGGCAUGGCGAUUCAGUUGGAAACGCGGAAGAGGGGGGCGAGAAGAAGAGGAUUGGGGGGGGUGGUGUCGGGUUGAGUGGGUAUAGGCGAGGCAGGAGGGGGUCUCAGCCUGUUGCUGGUGGUAGGCGUGAAGCGGAUACACAGCAAGGGGUGGACACUGGGACUUUGACGUGUGCGGAAGUAGAGAGGGAGCAUAGAGAGGAGGAGGAGGAGGAGGAGGAUGAGGAGGAGACUGACUGUGUGGUGCGUCCAAAGGACGGGGCUGGUGGUGGUGGGAAGGCAGUGGUGAGUGCUGUGAAGAUAAAGCUGGGAAGGUUCAGUGCGAGGGAGGAAGAGGAGGAAGAGGGGGGUGUUGUGGGACGUGCGGAUGGGGGGAUGGGUGGCGGCGGUGGUGUGAAGGAGGUUAGUGCGAGGGUGGUUCCAGGAGAGCAGGGUGCUGACAGUGCCACCGCACAUGGUGCUGCUGCUGCUACUAGUGCUGCAGAAGCAGAAGCAGAAGCAGCAGCAGCAGCAGCAGCAGCCCCUGCAGCAGGUGGGCAUGCAAGCGUGAGGGUGCCGAAGCUGUGUGGCUGGAGCGACAUUCUGCAGCGGUCAACGCGGGUGACCCGCGUUGCCAAGGGCAGCAGCAGCAGGCCUCGUGCACUGGGAGCUGUGGCGCGCGCGUGCAGAGGGCCGUGGGAAGCGUAUGAUCUUCCCUCGCCCCGCCCUGCUGCUGCUGCUGAUGGCGCUGCUGGUGAGGAGGAGGGUGCUUGCGCUGGUGGGGUGACUGGAGAGGUGAAACUCGAGGGGGAUGCGGAGGGGUUCGGAGAGGUGAAAAAGGAGGCGACUGCAGAAGGGAGAGGGGAGGCGGAUGGAGAUGCUUUAAGGAAGGAUGGGCAAGAGGAGAAAUCUGCGGUUGAUGGGUGUGGUGAUGGGGACAGAUUAGGAAAGAAGGAUAAGGAAGAUGGGCAAGAGGAUGAGGUGGGCAAGGGACAGUGUGAAGAUGGGAGAGAGAGGGGCAGCGAUGGGGGAAGGAGGGGAAGAGGGAAGGGAGCAGUGGGUGCAAGGUGGAAGAGGGAUGGAGGGGGGGGAAUGGACAGGGGAAGAGGGCGAGGGAGUGGGAGGGGAAGAGGGGGCAGGCAGUGUGGUGGUAGGUGGGGAGCAGGAGGUAGGAGUCUGAUCAAGGAGGAACCGGAGGAGAGUGCGAUGCAGGAAAGGGGGGGUGAGGAGGAUCCGCAUGAGGAAGAGGCAGCGCACGUGAGUGGCAAGGUAUCGGAGGAAAAGGAAAGUGUUGAUAUGAGGGCAAGUGAUGCCUGUGCAACGAAGGAGGGAGCGGAGGGUGCGGAGGGUGCGGAGGGUGCGGGGGAAGAGAUGCCGACGACUGGUGCAGCGGGGCAGGUCUCGGCUGCUGUGCAAGGUGCUGGGGACGAACGCCUCGAUGCUGCUGCCAUUCGUGUGGAGGAGGAAGAGGCAGGAGGACGCAUUGAGGCCAGUGUGACGCAGGCAGGGGAGAGCUGUGUGGGGGUCUGUGUGGAUGGAGGGAAGGAGAGGGCCCGGGUCGAGGAGUGGGGAGAGGGGCAGGCAAUGCAAGGCAGGGAGGAGUGUGGAGAGCAGGGCGUGGCGAAGGGCGGGGAGCGGCAUCGGGAAGGGCAAGAGAAGGGUUCUUCUGCAGAUGGUGUAACGGUGGGUCUCACCAUCAUAACAUGA